Molecule: messenger RNA, 2739 nt
Organism: Eremothecium gossypii ATCC 10895
Lineage: Eukaryota; Fungi; Ascomycota; Saccharomycetes; Saccharomycetales; Saccharomycetaceae
Gene: CRT10
Product: Crt10p
Exons: 1
Coding region: 1-2739 (912 amino acids)
Source: RefSeq, marked provisional
AUGCGGUUUUUGAGCCCCCACCAAAAAGGAUUGAGGUCUAUGGAGGAAGACAGCGAGCAGGAUAAAGUGGCCUUCCGGCUAUAUCUAGCUUCCCUAGGUUACAUAGCUGAGGAUGGUGGCGAGCUGCGCAUGGACCAUGAACGAAGGCUCAGACUGAAGUUGAAAGGACAACUAAGUAAUGGGGCUCAGAGAAAGCUAAUGUGGAAACGGUCGACAUCGGGCCCGCUAAGGCUCGAAAGUCUCCACGUUGCAGAGAAAUUGAACUUCUCAAACUCCUUCAACUCGAGCGAAGUGAUUGCGCGAGACAGGGAGUUCAUUGAGUCGAUCUACGAGAAGGGCUCCGCCGCAGAGCCGAUAUGGGGGACGAAUGGAGACUGCAUUAGUCCUGCGCAUACCCUGCUUCCACAGUGGGAGCGCCUGAAUAUAAAGGAGGAGGGCAUAACCGAGGACAUCUUUGACUUCCGCCACGGCUGUGCGUUUGAUAACAACCUCAUGUGCACUAGUGAAAACAGCGUGCUAUUUAUUGCACUCGGCUACGAAUUUAGGGUGUUCGAUCUUACGAAAGUCGAUCUCUCCGCAGACACUAAGCACCAGAGUAGAGCAUUCAAUCUUCUGGAUUCGUACCUGCUUUACAGCGCAAUACCUCUGCCUGAUACCGGAUUUCUGAGCCAAGUCCCCAUGGACUAUCGUAUUCACUUUAUCAAGGCAUGCUCCUUUUAUGGCGAUGAGUAUGUCGCGAUGUGCUGCGAAAGCGGCUACAUAAUGAUGUUCCUUGUUCGCGACUUUAAAGCCUAUGAUGCUUCAGACGAUAUUGAUCACUUUGGAAGGCCAACUAUGCAGCCUCGCUAUAUCUUAGAAGCCGCAGGCUCGUGCUGGGCUUUUGACAUAUACGAUGAUCAUCCGGAUAUAAAGAUAAUUGCGGCAGGGCAUAAUGCCGGUAGCGCACCGACUGGCAUUACCCUUUUUGCACAUUACAAGGACUGUACAAGAUUUGCCAUUGAAGAGAUCACGACUGAACACAAUGUGCCAUGCGUAAAUUUUAUCAAGAACACCUCUCCAGGGUUUGAUAUUACCCUAGCAUACACUUGUAUCUAUGGCAGCGUCGGUACUAUACGCAUUCAACCGUUUCUGUAUAUGGAACGGGAUGGAGCUACGGACAAAAUUAAAAUUCCCUGGGAGUAUUGGGACGAGCAAUACUUUACCAGCUGGUGUUGGACUAUAACACCCGUGUCCCGCAAAGAUUUCCACAGAACAACGGCCUACGAGUAUUUAACCAACACCUAUGAUCAAGAGCAAAAGAAGAAGGAUUUAGAACUAAUAUACCAGGGUAGUUUGAUACUAGACAGCUUUCCUAGUAUACCAAGCCAUUCUCCUAUAAUGGGAAUUGCGGCAAAUAUGGCCCAGCUCUUUGUACCAGUGAGCCGCCUUGAUCUUUUUAAUGGAUACCAGUGCAUGGAUGGGAUUAUGGAGUUUCAUUUCGCUUGCGCUCAGUUACUCAACGGAGAUGGCGACAUUAUUCCAUACCGUAAGGCGCGAAUCAAAUCCAAUUGUAUGACUUACAAUGAUGAGGACAGUUGCAUGUACUUUGUCCCUCGUUCAGAUUUACCACUGGGGGAUGAGAAACUAGACAAAGGCGUUCAGGAGUCAGAUCUAAGACGCAAUAUGGAUUUUGUAACCACUUCUAGAACGAUUCAAAAAGAAUAUGUUGACGCCUUGUUAAGACUUAAAGUAAAGGAGCCUUCGUCGCGUUCCCAGCAGGAACCAUUUUACCUCUCAUUUGAUGAACAACCUAUGUUGGAAAAGAAACCCAAUAGCGUCCACCUUAUACGUCACCUUCACGGACCAGAAGAAUCGUUAAAUAAUAAUCUGGCAGGUAGCAGCUUGUACCGAAACCCCGCUAUUCAAAGAUUACAUCCCAGGGAAGUUACAAGAUAUUGGAUGUCAAAUGAUUCUUUCUGGGGACAAAAAAUAGAGAUAGAACCUUCUCCAAGAAUAGAACCUUUGACACUACAAGCUUCAACGCCGAGACCAUCGACUCAUGGAGAAGAUUCGGGAAGUAAUGAAGGCGCAUUCCCGCUUGCAGGGGAAAGAAACCGAACUUUGUGCGAUGAUAUCGUUGAUGCGUCUCUUACUAACCACAUCAAAAAAUUGUACAGGUUAUUCUCAAGCCUGCAAAAGGAAUCUAGACACAAAGCAGAAGGCCCAGAGUUUGACAGCGUUGUAUCCCAGGAUUAUAUGUUUGUGAUAACAACCAAUACCUCUGUUUAUCUCGUUCGAUCUGACCCGCUAAUAGUCAAUGCACUUACAAUGGAUGAACUAUUUCCUACAAAAGAUGUCACUACAUGUCAACCGGCGAUAGAACACUUGAAUCGCAUAUCAAUUGUAUGCUAUAUCCGCGAACUUUCGUGUAUUGUUGUGGCGUCCCAAAUAGGCCUACUUUCUGUACUGAGAUUGACUGAAUAUAAUGGAAUCUAUUCUUUCCGACAAGAGUAUGUUAUUGGCUGGGAACAUAUACCGCCUGAAAAACGCGAUACAAUAUGUAUGUCGCAGUAUACCACAGGACCUCAGGAUGAUAGCGCGGUACCUUGCGGUCACUGCAAUACUGUUUUCCCAUCUUUUCUUAUUCAAGGACUGGACUAUGUAUACGUACCAGAUGAUCCUGGCAAUGGCAUAUUGGAACAUGCCUUAUUAUACGUAGCCUAUCGAAACAACCUAGCGAGGUACAGUAUAUAUCGUUGA